AAUUGUCUCCAAAUACGUUCGCACGAUGUGAAUCGAAUUGAAGCCUACAUCGACCCGACCUAGCUCAGUGUUGCUCCGGUUUCACCACCGAGUAUUUUGCGACAAGCCUCCUGUUUCUCGAGUUCAAGUUACGGAUGAACAUCCGAUGUUGUCUCGCUGUUAAUAUUAAUCGUAUCAAGUGUCCUUAAAGGCUUAAGUCUUCCUCUUCAAUCACGAACCUGUGAGACUUGCAGUAAUGGUGGAUCUUACACCAUGAUGAGGCAGCUCUAAACCACAAAACAUCUGUUUCAGCAGAAAUUCCGAGUGAUAUUGCAGGCCUACACGUGAAUGCACAUUUGAGUGUGUAAUGUAAUGAAUUGAGGACGGUGUCAUGGGAAAGUUGCGGGUAUUUGAGGUGAUUUUCGACGGGGACGACAUCGGCGUCUUUCAGUCGGGAGAGGUGAUCCGAGGUUUUAUCAAGAUUGUGCUCGAUGAGGCAAAGAAUGACGUCAGAGGUAUUCAAAUCAAGUUUGUCGGCGAAGCUUACACGCACUGGUCGGAGGGCAGUGGUAAGGACAGCACAAGCUACUCCGGGCGAGAGGUGUACUUCAAAGAAAAGGUCAUCUGCUGGGGAAAGGGUAAACAUCAUGUUGGCGCGUCCAGCUUGUCUUUGGAGUCCGGCGAACAUCACUUCCCCUUCUCCUUCCAGAUCCCCAACGUCCCACUCCCCUUUCCCUUCGAGUCGCCCAUGGGCUGGAUCCGUUACAAGGUGGUGUGCAAGAUCGACCGGCCCUGGAAGUUCGACCAUCACACGGAGAGGCUGUUCACGGUCAUCGGUAUCCCGAUGGAUCUGAACCAAAUGCCACAUGCCAGGUACCCUUCUCGUGCGGAGUCUUCUAAGACCAUUUGUUGCCUGUGCUGCGGCCAGGGCCCAAUCACAACCAUAGCUUCGACCGACAAGGGCGCCUACGUGCCGGGACAGAGUAUAUUCGUGUCAGGGACAGUGCAUAACAACAGUAGCCGGUCCAUUGUUGAUCUCGCGGUCAAGUUAAUUCAGAUAGUCACAUACUUUUCCUCAGGGAGAAGCCAUACCACGCGAAGAACGACCCUAGUCAAGGACAAAGGCCCGGGAUGCGGGGCAUGGGAAGUGGCUACGAUGGACUGGAAGCCUCUUGUGAUACCCUCCAUCCCUCCCUCUGGUCCUCAGGGAUGCAACAUCAUCAAGAUAGAGUAUCAGAUUCAGUUUGUAGGUGGCAUCAGCAGCACUAAUUGGGAUGCGGAAGUCAUUGUGCCUGUUACCAUAGGGACCAUUCCCUUGCAUCCUACCUCGUAUACCGAUCCUUCAGCUGUGGUGAUCGAUCAGCCAUCCAGUAUCGCUAAUGUCUCCAUCGUGCCAGCUUCGCCACUGCCGAGUUACCAGGUAGCCUGUGGGGGACUCCGGGAGAUACCGAGCAAGAGCGGCCACGACUAUACCUUUGGUAAACUCAUGUACGCCCCUCAGUACCCGACCUACAACCUACCGGCGCAACCACCGUCCUGGAACCCGACGCAACCGCCUCAAGCACCAGGCAGCCGUCAAGCUAUCCUUCAACUAACCGGGCACUAGGUCAUCGAUGAAAAAUGAUCAUCCGCAGCCUCUUUCGUCUCACCACCCUAUAGACCAUUAUGUUGCGGCCAUCUUGAUUUUUUUCCCAUUCAAAUCAACGUAACCGAAGCGAGG
Molecule: messenger RNA, 1699 nt
Organism: Patiria miniata (bat star)
Lineage: Eukaryota; Metazoa; Echinodermata; Asteroidea; Valvatida; Asterinidae
Product: arrestin domain-containing protein 3-like
Exons: 7
Coding region: 371-1585 (404 amino acids)
Biological process (GO): protein transport
Cellular component (GO): cytoplasm
Source: RefSeq, a predicted model, not a curated record